This is a messenger RNA of Synchiropus splendidus (mandarinfish), 2014 nucleotides long. RefSeq names its product heterogeneous nuclear ribonucleoprotein H-like. Gene Ontology annotation, molecular function: RNA binding. Gene Ontology annotation, biological process: regulation of RNA splicing. Gene Ontology annotation, cellular component: ribonucleoprotein complex; nucleoplasm. The transcript is spliced from 11 exons. NCBI's taxonomy places the organism in Eukaryota, Metazoa, Chordata, Actinopteri, Syngnathiformes, Callionymidae. Bases 228 to 1478 code for a protein of 416 amino acids. The record is from RefSeq and is a predicted model, not a curated record.
AGCGUAAAAUUUCUUAUCGUUAUCUGUUGGAGCAAAAAAAAAAUAAAAAAAUGAAUCAACCAGAUUGUCUGUUUAAACUGGCCAGGUCCAUUGACAAUGAAAGGGGGAUGUGACGUUAUCCUGGCAACCCUGACGACGAGGUUCAACCAGCAGUAUCGCCGCCGAAGUCUCGUCCAUACAAACUCCAGCGUGUUCAACUGUGAUCGAACCAGAGAUUACGACCAGCCAUGACUGAUGAGGGAAACGUUGUCAGAAUCCGGGGCCUCCCAUGGUCCUGUUCGGUGGAUGAAGUGCAAAGGUUUUUUUCAGAUUGCAAAAUACUCAACAACGGCAGUGGCAUCCACUUCACGUACACGCGAGAGGGGCGGCCCAGCGGAGAGGCGUUUGUGGAACUGGAGACAGAAGAAGACCUGAAAAUCGCAGUGAAGAAAGACAGAGAAACCAUGGGUCACAGAUACGUGGAGGUGUUUAAAUCGAACAACGUUGAGAUGGACUGGGUCAUGAAGCACACCGGUCCCAACUGUCCGGAGACGGCAGGAGACGGUCUGGUCAGACUAAGAGGCCUCCCCUUUGGCUGCAGCAAAGAGGAGAUCGUCCAGUUUUUCUCAGGGUUGGAAAUCGUGCCAAAUGGGAUAACAUUGCCGGUGGACAUCCAGGGGAGGAGUACGGGGGAGGCCUUCGUGCAGUUUGCUUCACAGGAUAUAGCUGAAAAGGCUCUAAAGAAACACAAGGAAAGAAUAGGGCACAGGUACAUUGAGAUCUUCAAAAGUAGUCGCGCCGAGGUGCGCACUCAUUACGAGCCCCAGCGCAAGCCCAUGGGCAUGCAGAGGCCGGGCCCCUACGACCGGCCCUCCGGCGGCCGGGGCUACAACAUGAUGAGCCGAGGAGGGUCUUACGACCGGGUGCGGCGCGGAGGCUACGGAGGAGGGCCUUUCGACUGCGACUCCUUUUCAGGCGUGUCUGACGGGCGCUACAACGACGGCGGCUCGUCCUUCCAGAGCACAACAGGCCACUGCGUGCACAUGCGGGGCCUGCCGUACCGAGCCACCGAGACCGACAUCUACAACUUCUUCUCACCGCUCAAUCCCGUGCGUGUGCACAUCGAGAUCGGCCCUGACGGCAGAGUGACCGGCGAGGCAGACGUGGAAUUCGCCACCCACGAGGAUGCUGUGGCUGCCAUGUCCAAAGACAAGGCCAACAUGCAGCACCGCUACGUGGAGUUGUUUCUGAACUCGACUGCAGGGGGCAGCAACGGAGGCUACGGAGGUCAGAUGAUGGGUGGCAUGGGAAACCAGUCGUCGUACAACAGCGGCCAGAUGAACUCCGGCUACUCCAGCGGCUACAACAACCAAGGCAACAUGGGCGGCUACAACGACUACAGUAACCAGGGCGGGAUGGGCAGCAGUUACUACGGUGGCGGCGGCGGAGGAGGAAGCAGGAGCUCUAUGAAUGGCCUUGGAGGCGGAUGGGGAAUGUAAUUUUUUUUGUUGUUGCUCAAAGUGUUGCUUUUUUUUAUAUGAAAAAAAAAUCAGUAUGUGCUGCAAAUACUGGAAGUGCAAGUCUCACCUGGUAAACAGGGUGAGGUUGUUGUGAAUAAGUUGAAGGGUUGGGUUUGUAAUUUUUCUAAGGAGGAUGGUCCUGGAAGGGUGUCCGAGAAGCAGUGUCGUUUUCUUCAUUCCUCACUUCUGUUAGCGUUCUCUAGAAAGACACCAGCGUUGUCCUGUUCUUUCAUCCUGUUGCUGAUCUUUUCAUGUUGGAGUGCAUGAACAAAGUGUCUGAAUUUGUGACGUUUGGACUCGGCUUCCUCUUCUGCAUAGCACCUAGUACUUCUUUUUUUAAUUUCCACCCAAGAACUCAUAAAAAGAAGAGUCGUUCUGUUAAUCCAUUCAGUCAUACAUUUUCUUUUUUCCACGGCUAACUCAGUUUCCAAUAUGCUGUUGUGAAAGUUUCUACUGCUUCAAACGAUGUUUGUACUUCCUGUGCACAAGUAAAUAAAACUAUUUGGAAUAACCAA